ACAGGAAGACGUAACCCGGAAGUGCUGGUGAUUGCGCGGUCUUUUAGGACAACACAGCUCCGCCACAUUGGCCCACAACAUUGUGCAGAAAUGGCGGCAAUAAAUAACAUGGAGAAGAAGCUGGCUGAAUAUAAGUGUGACACCAAUGACGCUGUUUGCUUAAAGCUAAUUCGCUUUCCAGAGGAUGUUGAAGAUGAUGGCACUACAUUUCACCCAGAGUAUAGCCACCAGCUUUUUGGCGAUGAUGAGGUGGCUUUUGGAUACAAAGGUCUUCAGAUACAGCUUUUUUACACAGCUGGAAACUUGACCACCCUCUUCAAAGUUAAAUAUUCAUCCAAAGUCACUGACACAUUUGACUGUGUGGAGCCAGAUAAUAUCGACGUAAAGAUCCGGGAAAUUGUCCCUGCUGGGUUCACCUGCAACACAGAUGACUUCAUAACGUUACUGGAGAAGGAGGCCAAUUUCAGGCCCUUUGGCACUCUGUUGCAUACAUACAUGGUCCAUAAUGAGGAAGCGGGAGAGCUCACAUACCAGAUUCAUAAGGCUGACUUGAGCUGCCCGGGAUUCCGAGAGUACCACGAGCGCCUACAGACCUUCCUCAUGUGGUUCAUCGAGACUGCCAGCUUCAUCGACGUAGAUGACGAUCGUUGGGACUUCUUUCUUGUAUUUGAAAAGUACAAAAAAGAUGGUGAGACCCUCUACGCGACUAUUGGCUACAUGACAGUUUAUAAUUACUACGUGUACCCAGACAAAACCCGGCCACGUGUAAGCCAAAUGCUGAUAUUGCCUCCAUUCCAAGGAGAAGGUCAUGGAGCACACAUUCUUGAAGCAGUGCACAGAUUUUAUUGUGGCAUGCCCAAAGUUCAAGACAUUACAGCUGAAGAUCCUUCUGAGAAUUAUGUGAAGCUGAGGGACUACGUGCUGGUCAAGCUUUGUCAGGACUUUCCGCCCUUUGCUGAGGACAAACUCCACCUUGGCCUGUCUGCUGAAAUGGUGGAAGAGGCACAAACAAAACUCAAAAUCAACAAGAAACAUGCAAGGAGAGUGUACGAAAUACUCCGUCUGAGAGCAACAGACAUGAGUGAUGAAGAGAAAGCAAGAGAGUACCGCUUGGAGGUGAAAAAGAGGCUGUUUGGGCCAUACAGGAAGAAUCAGAGAGAGCUGACAAAGAUGAAGAAGUGCCUGCGGCCGGAGGAGCUAGAGUCCCACUUGGGUCAGAUGGACACUCCGACACAGCACGAAGAGCUGGAGAAGAGCUACCAGGUGGUUGUGGAAGACUACCGCAGAAUCAUCGAGAGGCUGGCAGCGCAUGCCUGAUGAGAGAGACCGCUGGCCAAGAGCCUGCCCUCUAAUCCAUGUGCUCCAUCUGUACAAAACCCUGAACUAUCGCUGUGACCAAGGAGAGACAUUUAAAAGGUCAAAUGAAACCACAGAAUGGUGUUUGCAGUGGAAACUGCAAGUUUUUUCUACAAGCUUGUGUUGGUACACUGGAGGAAUAAUGCAGCUGGGGUAGGGCGACACUUCCUGUUUGUCCAACAUUUUCCCACAAGUCAUGUUUAUAGAUGUUUUUUUUCUUGAACAUUUCCCAUUCUCCCACUGUUUUGCAGCACUUCAAAUAAAAAUGUUAUUUGUA
Messenger RNA from Entelurus aequoreus (snake pipefish), 1633 nucleotides. It is a transcript of the gene hat1, whose product is annotated as histone acetyltransferase 1. Gene Ontology annotation, biological process: subtelomeric heterochromatin formation. The transcript is spliced from 11 exons. Gene Ontology annotation, molecular function: histone binding; histone H4 acetyltransferase activity. NCBI's taxonomy places the organism in Eukaryota, Metazoa, Chordata, Actinopteri, Syngnathiformes, Syngnathidae. The coding region runs from base 91 to 1317 and encodes 408 amino acids. The record is from RefSeq and is a predicted model, not a curated record. Gene Ontology annotation, cellular component: nucleus.